Messenger RNA from Limulus polyphemus (Atlantic horseshoe crab), 4082 nucleotides. RefSeq names its product ankyrin-3-like. NCBI's taxonomy places the organism in Eukaryota, Metazoa, Arthropoda, Merostomata, Xiphosura, Limulidae. The transcript is spliced from 4 exons. The coding region runs from base 814 to 2829 and encodes 671 amino acids. The record is from RefSeq and is a predicted model, not a curated record. Gene Ontology annotation, molecular function: protein binding. Gene Ontology annotation, cellular component: nucleus; cytoplasm. Gene Ontology annotation, biological process: intracellular signal transduction.
ACGUCAGAUGGGAAGGGUUUGAUUUCGUAUAACAAGGAUGCAUGUGAUCCUUAGGAGUUGACAAUACAAUCAUCUUGAGAAACAUCUGUUAAUGUGUCAUCCGGUUUCUAAAGAGGGUGAAGAACAUUUUUUUAUUUUCAUUUGGUAGUCAUGGCCAUCCUAGAUCAUCAGAACUUCAGUUCUUAAAAGUUCAUGCUGUUGUACAUGAUUUAAGAUACUAAUAAAAUUACUUAUAAUUUGAUUAAAGAUUGUAAAAAAUUAAAAAAGCAUAUAACACAAAUAUAAAUGUAAAUAUGGCUUUUGUAUCUUUAAUUUUGUGUUUAGUUGAAUGGUAAAAAAAACAAAAAAUUGUGUUGUUGGACUAAUCGUAAGUGCAAGUGUGGACUGUAGAUGAAAUUAAUUGUUAAUGCGUGUAUAAUUUAGUACCAUUGUUCUUCAAACACUGUAAGUCAUCACAGCUACAGAGACUGUUUAGCAAGAAGUUUAAUAUUGUUUCUGUGCAUUUGAACCAAUGAAUAAUUUAUCAGAAAAUCCAGAAAGUAGUGUUUAAUGGUCAGUACCAUUGUUUAUUGUUAUUCAGCUAUAUUUAUGAUGCUGACAUCAUCAUACUGGCCAGUACCUCUAAACUAUUUCAAGAUACAGUCAAGUUGACUUUCUCUAUAGCCUAUGACUGGUUAAACAAAAAGAGUUCUUCCUCUAUAAACCUUGGAGUCCAGGCAAGUAGAAGAGGGGGCAAGAGCCUGCUGUGCCCCUGAAUUGCUGCAAAGAAGGAGGCGGGCAGAGGAAGGUGCAAGAGGCUGUUGCGCUCCUGGAAUGCUGCGAAGAAUGGGGGCAGCCAUAAGCAGCUUCUUCCAGACAGGAGGCCACCUUCUUUCUUCUGGAACCUCUGAAGCAACUCGACAAGUCCUUCUAGAAAUUCUGGAGGAGCUUCGAGAAAUUCAUCCAUCUGAUAUUGAUUGGUUUGGAAUCGAAGCUCGUUUGUCACAAAUACCAAAGGGAGAAAACAUUUUAUCAGUCACAGGGCCAGAUGGGUUCAACCUACUUCAGCGAGCUGUUGGCCUACACCGUGUGGAGCUGGUUAAAUGGAUAUUAAACAGAGGAUGUGAUGUGAACCGUGGAGUUUGCAGUUUUCCCUUGCAUAUAGCAGCACUUCAUGGUUCUGUAGAAAUUGUAGAGCUGCUUCUGAAACAUGGAGCAAGGAUAGACCUUGAAGCUCGCAUGUGUUUUCCUGGCCCCCAUAAUGUGAACUGUGAACUUCGAAAUGUACUUUUGCAUGGUUCUGUGUUUGCUGACCGUUCAUCAGAUAGGCUACAGUCAGCUGAAUAUUUUGCCAUAGAUGGUGACCAUUAUGCUGUAUUAGACAUGCUUGCAUCUCAAGGAGAGGAUACAUGGUUACCAUGGCAACAAAAACGACCCUUGUUGCAUCUGUCUUGUGAAAGGGGUGCAUAUAUGUGUGCUACUAAUCUAGUGAAUGAUCGUCAUGAGGAGAUCAAUCAGUGCUAUGAUGAGUAUUAUCCUAUCCAUCAAGCUGCUUUGCAAGACUUGUCUUUUUUGUGCCUGCUUCUUGACAAUGGAGCAGAUGUCACUGUUAGAACUUCUACUCAGCAGAUGACAGUGCUACAUGUUCUUUUGUUAUUGGGCAAGAAAUCUGCAGAGGAAACCUUAGCUACCAUUAAAGUUCUAUUGGAUAGAGGUUGUAGGGAGCUGAUAAAUGAGCCUGAUAGUCUAGGAAAUACACCCUUACAUGCACUUAUUGUGAGGUAUGCUUUAGAAGAAUCUAGAUAUGGUUAUGAUCAUGAACCUCAACCUUGGAAUAAGUGGGAUAUGCUUCACAUGGUAAGGUUUCUCAUCCAAAAUGGAUGUAGUCCGAGCAUUAAUCACCAGGGAAACAGUGCUCUUGCAUGUGUUCUUCGACAUGUUCGAGACUGGGAGUUUAGAUAUGAACUCCUGGAUAUGUUGCUUCAGCAUGGGGGAAAUCCCAACUGCGUGGGAAGGGAUGGAUCUGCACCUCUUAUGGUGUGCCUUGUGCCAUUAAUUAACAAAGAUCCUCUUCAUUGUCUUACUCAUACUAAAAAAGUAUUCUAUCUGAACUCGGUGCGUCUCCUAUGUAAGUAUGGUGCUAACCCUAACUGCACUUCUCGUAGUAACUUGACUCCUCUUCAUGUCCUAGUCUUCACUGCCAGUGAGUAUAUUACUUUGAAUCGAGAAGAGGAUAAAGCCAAUGCUUUUGCCUUCAUUCGUCAGCUGUUAGUAGUUCUCUUGCAACAUGGGCUAGAUCCUAAUGUGCGGUUUUCGCAAAGAACUCAACACAUUCUUCUAGCCCUAAUGGACAUGGUCCAGAAUGCUCGCAUGCCCGUGGACCUGAAUUAUGUUUAUGAUCUGACAUUGACACUAUUACAGUAUGGAGCAAAUCCAAAUAUAAGUAUUUCCAGCACUGAGCCAAUGAUAUGUCACUCUCAAAGUUCUGUCUUCCUGAAAAAAUCAUCCAAUCAGGUAUUGUACUACUACAUCCAGCUGAUAAUUCGUAAGGAAGAACUCCUUGCAGAUGUUGAACAGAGGUUUUCCAGACUAUUAUGGCUUUACUACUACAGUAUGAAUCAUAGAGAGCUCUACAGUUGUCUGAAGAUCCUCCACACCCAGACUGCCCUUGUACCAAUGAGGCGGUUGGUUGCUUCCCAGGUGCGACAACUUUACACCCAGCCCCGGACUCUAAAACAGAUCUCCCGAUUAAGCAUCUACAGUGCUCUUUGCUGUAAAGUGGCACCAAAUCUUAGUAAACUUCCACUCCCUGGACCUCUGAAAGAAUAUUUGCUAGAAUGGACGCAUUAGUUGUCAAUGGACAUUCUUUUCUUGUUCAUUUGAGUGGUUUAAAAUUAUGAGCAGUUGAGUGGAGUUAUUUUUAACUGUAACCUCCUAGGUGUGAUAAUUAUUAAUAUUAACCACCUGCGCAUUAUAAUUGUGAAUUGUAAACUCCUGGGUGUGAUUAUUAUUGAUUGUAACCACCUAGGUGUGAUAAUUAUUGACUAUUUACCACUUAGGUGUGAUUAUUAUUGACUAAUAAUUUGAGUGGAGUUAUCUUUGGUUGUAGUGACCUAUGUACAAUAAUUGUUAACUGCAACCAUUUGAAUGUGGGAUAUAUUUGAUUUUGAGUACGUGCAUGGGAUUAAUGACACCUUUUUCUGAGGUUAUUAUUUGAGUGAGAAUAUUAAAUGUAACCACCUAAAUAUGCUUAUCAUUAUGAUUGCCAUUAAGAGAGGUUAUCUUUGAUUGUAACUCUGGGGGUAGUUAUUUGUUGAUUCUGACCUGGUUCAACUGAAUAAUGAGUGAGGGAGUUGUAAAAGAAUUCUGGUGUGAUGGUCCUAGAAAAGUACCAUGACUAAAAUGUACUUUUUAUCAUAGGGAGUUGUAAAAGAAUUCUGGUGUGAUGGUCCUAGAAAAGUACCAUGACUAAAAUGUACUUUUUAUCAGAGGGAGUUGUAAAAGAAUUCUGGUGUGAUGGUCCUAGAAAAGUACCAUAACAAAAAUGUACUUUUUAUCAUAGGGAGUUGUAAAAGAAUUCUGGUGUGAUGGUCCUAGAAAAGUACCAUGACUAAAAUGUACUUUUUAUCAUAGGGAGUUGUAAAAGAAUUCUGGUGUGAUGGUCCUAGAAAAGUACCAUGACUAAAAUGUACUUUUUAUCUUUCUAUUGAGAAUUAAGUGAACUUCUUGUAUGCAGAGAUUCUGGUCUAGAAGCUAUUAUUACAUAUGUGUGUUUACACACAACGUAAAAGGAAAAAUUCAUUCCGUUCAUUGAAGUAUAUUGCCUGCUUGAACUAUGUAGUUAUUAAUUUUGAUUGCCUUUUUGUAAUCAGCUAAGUGGUGUUAGGUCUCUAAGUAGCUACAAUUUUGCUUUCAUACGUACUUAUGAUCCAUGUUUGAGUUUUCAUGAAAGUGCAUGAGCAGAUGUUUCUUCAAACCCGUGCUGUCACUGGCCCAAAUAUGCCAUAUUUAGUUAUGGUCUUAUCAAAGUCUUAAAAUGUAUUCAAUACAGCUGAUUUACUGCAGUAUUUGUGAGAUCUGAUAUUAAAAACUUGAUUAAUUAA